Adineta ricciae is the source of this 1452-nucleotide messenger RNA. The record is from the annotation of a GenBank genome assembly. NCBI's taxonomy places the organism in Eukaryota, Metazoa, Rotifera, Eurotatoria, Adinetida, Adinetidae.
AUGGAUAGUGACACAGAAGACCAAGUCAGUGUCUUUUCGGAUAGUUUCGAUGAUUUAAUUGACAUCGAUGAAUUUGACGGAAAUCCCAAUGAUUUAACCCUGAUUUUCUUCGGGCAAUCUCUUACAAAAGCGUGUGAAAUAUCAUUUGGCCAAUCACUAAUCGAAGAGCGUCGUCCUAUUCUGGUUUAUAUUUACAAUGAGGGAUCUAUUCUGUUAAACGAAAGUUUUCGCAAAUCGAUAUGCUAUUCAGAAAAUAUAUGGAGGUACUUAAACAUGAACUAUAUCGUUUGGCCGUGGAAGUUUACUUGCGAAACAGCUGAAAUACUAGAAAUGAUUUGGCGAAAUUUGUUUUCUGUUUCCUUCUUCGAAACGUUCUCAAUCGAACAAUUUCCUUUACUUAUUGGAAUUACGCGCCUAUUUGAAUAUAGAACAGAUAGCACGAUAACAUCUGAAUACCAAUUUAAAGUAUUAGCUGCGAAUAACACACUGGUGAACAGGAACAUAGCAGUAGACUCGGAUAACCUAUUCAAUGAGCUGCAUCAGUUUCGAGAAUAUUGCGAUCAAAUUGAAAAAGAUUUGGCAUUCAAUUUCGUUGAAACAACUCGUCUUUGUUGGGAUAUUGUUUAUGAGAUAGCUCAAUAUCUUCCAUUGAACGACGCGAUUUCCGCCUUCUCGAUUAAUGUUCUUCAUUUACUAAACAAAUCGAAAUCAUUCAAGUUCCAACUUUCAAAUCUAAACGAUCCAAUUAUCGCAAAAAUUCUUUCCAAAAUCCCGCAUGACAAAUCUGUGUCCUUAUAUUUCGACGGAAGGGAAACUGUUUCAGAAAAUUGUUUGACUCGCAUAGCACGCCUUAGAGAAAUCAAUUCAAUCACGUUAUCCGCUGCAUCCAAAUAUGAAGAUCAAAUCGAAGUCUAUAAAAGAAAUUUUCCGAAACUAACUCGUCUUUCACUUUACUUUGAUAACGAGCUGAGUUAUGAUAAAUUCUAUGAUCUGUUCGAUUUACUUGGACCAGGUAUUCAACGAUUCGAAGUUCGUUGUCCCGGUAUAUCACACAACUAUUCUUAUGCGCCUCGAUCCAACUAUUGGCGUGCCGAAGCGAACAAAAUUGAAUCUUUCCUGCUCGACUUGAACCAUCAUCGUUCAGCGCCAACAAAUGACUCUGUUCACGCUGAUGCCCAAAGCUUUUCGAAGGAAAUGAUCAGCUGGAUAAUGAAGAUGAAAAGCAUAAAGUAUUUCUAUUUCGUGGGCGAUCGGGAUGACGUCAAACAAUUUUUACAUGAAAAUCAAUGGACAGGCAUAAAGGAUGCAUGUUUUAACUUACAGAAAAUAUCGUUACAGGUGGUGGAAAGUAUAUUUGACGACAGACAAGUAUUGGUCCAACAAGCACAAGAAAUUCAGACGAGGUUAUGUAACGGACAAAAGACGAUCUUAUUUCGAGUCGGUUUUUCUUAG